AUGGAAAAAAAAGGUUUCCAACCUGACGUUAUAGCAUACAACAUAGUCCUUGACAGUUUUUGUAAGGAUAGGCUACCAACUGAAGCUUUGAUGUUGUUUUCUGAAAUGAGAGGUAGGGGCAUUCAAACUGAUUUUAUCACUUACAAUUCCUUGAUUCAUGGAAUGUGUAACUUAGGUCAAUUGAAGGAGGUUGCAAGAUUAAUGGUCCAAAUGGUAGCGACCAAUAUCACACCUAAUAUUGUCACUUAUAAUUUAUUAGUUAGUGCAUGUCGUAAAGAGGGAAAUGUUUCUAAGGCUAAAGAUACUGUUGAAAUAAUGAGAAGAAAAAGAGUUAAGCAAAAUAUUAUCACAUACAAUUUACGCUAUCAUCAAGGAUAUUAUUUGCAAAGGAAAAUGGAAGAAGCAAGAAAAGUAUUUGAGGUGAUGAUUGAUGAGGAUUAUGCACCUGAUUCAUGUAUAAAUACUAUCAUAAUCAAAGGAUAUUGCAAACUUAAGAGUUUAAAUGAGUUAAAGCUUGAUGCUCAAAGCUACAUUGUAGUGAUUAAGGGACUGUCAAGUGAAGCUUUUGACUUGCACAGAAAAAUGGAAGAUGAUGGUUGCUUGCCAAAUAGUUGUUUUUAUAGUACAAUGAUCCGGGGGUUUCUUGCAAACAAUAAUGCCUCAAUGAAAAUACAUGUGCAAUAUCACUUGAAUAGUCUACAAUUCCCUAGUAUCCGGCCAACUUGUGAUCAUGAGCAAGUCGUCUUUGCAAAGAAUUGA
Messenger RNA from Durio zibethinus, 759 nucleotides. Lineage: Eukaryota; Viridiplantae; Streptophyta; Magnoliopsida; Malvales; Malvaceae. The record is from RefSeq and is a predicted model, not a curated record.